ACCAUCAACACAUCCAUGCUAUAUAUACUCGACAUGUACCAGUCCAUCCACAACAUUGUCCACUGAUAUCCAGAACUGCAAAGAUGAAGAUCGCCCUCGUCCUCCUGUUCCUGACUGCCAUGGUGGCCCUGCCCGGAACCGAUUCCUGGGGUAUUCGUUUCCCUCGUUUCAGGAGUAUUGUACGUACAGUUGGAGGUGCCGUCAGACGCGUCGCUUCGAAGGUAGUCUCAACUGUCAAAAAGGUUGGAGAUGCAAUUAAAUCCGGUAAACGAGACGUGAGCGAGUUUGACGUGGACGGCGACGGUCAAGUCAGUGACGACGAGAUCAUGAUGGUGCUGGCAACCAGAGACGUGGAUGACCUUGUCCAGGAUGGUUACGUAACAGAAUCAGACAAGGAAGACAUCAGCCUCUACCAGCGUCACGUCCGGGAAGAUGCAGAUCUCGAGAUGGAAUAAUCAUGUGGACAAGCGAAACUCAAUAUGUCCAAUUCCUCUAUCUGUGUAACGAGAAGAGAAUGAACAUACAUAAAGUCACAAAAAGCGAA
Haliotis rufescens (red abalone) is the source of this 544-nucleotide messenger RNA. RefSeq lists its product as uncharacterized. Gene Ontology annotation, molecular function: calcium ion binding. Bases 84 to 455 code for a protein of 123 amino acids. NCBI's taxonomy places the organism in Eukaryota, Metazoa, Mollusca, Gastropoda, Lepetellida, Haliotidae. The record is from RefSeq and is a predicted model, not a curated record. The transcript is spliced from 5 exons.